Molecule: messenger RNA, 623 nt
Organism: Aspergillus caelatus
Lineage: Eukaryota; Fungi; Ascomycota; Eurotiomycetes; Eurotiales; Aspergillaceae
Product: NADH dehydrogenase [ubiquinone] 1 beta subcomplex subunit 7
Exons: 3
Coding region: 41-319 (92 amino acids)
Cellular component (GO): mitochondrion
Source: RefSeq, a predicted model, not a curated record
UGCAAAAGGACCCUAUUCUACGCCACUUUCUCAUACCAAAAUGACCGUUGCCGAGUCGGUUAAGAGUGCCGUUGGACUGGCGGAUACCCCCGCCACCCGCCAGGAGAUGUCCGAUGCUCGCCUGCCUAUUCAGUACCGCGACUCUUGUGGACACCUCCUCAUCCCAUUGAACCGAUGCCGGCAGCAGGAGUACUACCUUCCGUGGAAGUGCGAGGAUGAGAGACACAGCUACGAGAAGUGCCAGUAUGAAGAAUUCAAGAAGCGCGUUGCCAAGAUGGACGAGCUGCGAGCUGCUAAGAACGGUGCCCGGAGCAAUUGAUACCAAACACAUCGGCUUAUGCAUUUGAUAUGGACGAAGCAGCAGGUUAUGUACAUAAAGUUCUGAGAUUGAUUGAUCAUGCACCGACUUUGGCGUUCGGAUUGAGAAUAAGCUUGCCGAUACUAUCCCGUUGUAUUUCGGACUCACAAGGCUAGCAUCUUGCCUGUAAUUCAUGAAACGGUCGCCUCUCGGUGUGAUGCGGACCAGGUGCUUCCAUCCCUCCGAACGAUUUCUAUGUAUGAGAUCGCUUCGGGAAUGCGCAAGCGAAGCAUUGAAUUUGUCCGCUAGUCCAGCCUUGCAUAAU